Pocillopora verrucosa is the source of this 1855-nucleotide messenger RNA. Lineage: Eukaryota; Metazoa; Cnidaria; Anthozoa; Scleractinia; Pocilloporidae. The record is from RefSeq and is a predicted model, not a curated record.
UUAAGACUAACCAAUAACCAUUGCUGUACUGAAUAACGCACAACUUUUUUUCAGAAAACCUGCAGGCGAACUAAAGGGCUCGUCACUUCUGCAGAAAUAUGGCGAACAAGGGGAGAGUUGUGCUGCUGAUGACAAUUUUGUGUGUCCCUAUGAUGAGCGCGGUACUUAUUGAAGGUUUAGUUGGAGUUGGCGCUCUCCUUUUCGGCAGCUUUUUGGCGCCUAAAAUUUAUUGUCAUUUCACUGAAUGCUGUCACAACAAGUGGAUUAAACCCAACAUAACGGGUUUACAGACAGCCCUUCGGAGGCGUGUUUUUGGUCAACACUUGGUGACUGAAACUGUUUUCAAGGCUCUUGUUGGACAUUUGAACAAUGAGUCGCCUAACAAAGCGUUGGCGAUUUCCUUCAACGGCUGGACUGGAUCAGGAAAGAACUUUGUGAGCAAAAUCAUUGCCGAACAUAUCUUCAAGAAGGGAUUGGAGAGUGAUUAUGUUCAUCUGAUCAUAGCUACCCAUGAAUUCCCUCAUCAGUUCCAAGUAGAAUUUUACAAGCGACAGCUGCGCAAUCGAGUGGUAAGUUCUGUAUCAAAUUGCCCCAGAUCGCUGUUUAUCUUCGACGAAAUGGACAAAAUGCCGAUAGGCCUCGUAGAUGUGCUUAAACCCUUCUUAGAUCACUACCCCCCUGAUGAAGGAAAGAUCGAUUACCGUCAAAGUAUCUUCAUUUUCCUUAGCAAUACGGGAGGUAAUCUUAUCAACAAUGCUGUUCUAAAACACUGGAAAGACGGAAAGAAACGAGAAGAUAUCAAGAUCAAGGACAUGGACAAAGUGAUCAAUCUCGGUGAAUUUAAUAACAAGGGUGGAUUUUGGCAUUCCUCUCUAAUUGAUAAAAAUCUCAUAGAUUACUUUAUUCCAUUUAUGCCGAUGGAGAGAUCUCACGUUAAAAAGUGUGCUAAAGCCGAUUUAGAGAAAAAAGGACACCCAGUCACAGAUUCCAUCCUAAACAGAGUAGCAGACGAAUUGUUAUACUUUCCAGAAGACCUGAAGGUCUUUUCUCUGUCUGGUUGUAAGAAAGUCUCAAGCAAAGUUGACUAUGUGAUGGGUGAUGGGACUGCAGAGUACAACUACACUAAGAUCAACCACAGUUCAUCUUUCUUUAAUUGCUCAAGUAGAGCCUCAUUUCAAAAACAGUGGUCUUCAUCUCAGUAUCUCAGUUAUUAUGUUUACCUUAGUGCACAGUUCUUCAAAAAAUGAUAUUGUCUUGAAAUUUUGUGAUGAUUGCUUGGCUGGUCGUUCUAACGAAGAAGAAUUCAGAGAAAACACUUCCAUUUCCAUUCGUAUUGAUUCGUUUCAAGUAACCAUAAAAACUUUGUUUCACACAUUUUGGUAUUUCUGAAAAAUGAAAUGAGCACCCUGUUUUGAAUAAGCACCCUCCCUUGGGGAACCAAAAGUAAAUAAGUGCUGGAGCACUAAAUCAAACCUAUGCGGUAGUUUAGUUUCUAAGGAAAGUUUUAAUCUGCUUUAGAGAGUAGCAAAAAUACUUGGUUGAUGAGAGACAUGGGAUUAAUGAAGGAAAAUUUAGAACUUAAGUAGCUGAGGAAAUCAGGCACUUCAAUCAUACUUGCUCUCUCAUAUCAAUAAGGGUAAGAGCUGAUAUUUAAAAUGUUAGCUUUUCUUGAGUUACUGCAGCAGCUGAUUGAUUUAACUCAUUUUAAUUUUGAGAUUAUAUUUUGCCAAAUAUCUCCAAAUCCCAAAUUAGGCUCUCCUGUACCAUGUUGUUUUUGACCAAAAUGAAAGUUCACUGAAAGCAAUGAUUUAGUAAAGGAGACAUUCUUGCCUCAGCUUUUUAUCUGAAUUUUAAA